Messenger RNA from Penicillium canariense, 762 nucleotides. RefSeq names its product SDR family oxidoreductase. Gene Ontology annotation, molecular function: oxidoreductase activity, acting on NAD(P)H, oxygen as acceptor. The coding region runs from base 1 to 762 and encodes 253 amino acids. Lineage: Eukaryota; Fungi; Ascomycota; Eurotiomycetes; Eurotiales; Aspergillaceae. The transcript has 4 exons. Gene Ontology annotation, cellular component: intracellular anatomical structure. The record is from RefSeq and is a predicted model, not a curated record.
AUGCCAGCCAAGACCAUCAUCGUCACAGGUGCCUCGCGAGGUAUCGGUCUUGCUAUUGCAAAGUACCUUCUCACAGCACCCCAGUCACACAAUGUCGUCGUGGUAGCCCGCAGUCUCGAGCCCCUCCAGAAGCUGAAGGAGCAGUACAGCAAGCAGGUCGAGGUGGUCAACGGUGACCUGGCUGAUUUCUCCAUUGCCCAAAAGGCGGUUGAGGCCGCCAUCAAGUCAUUUGGACAGCUUGACGGGGUGGUCCUUAAUCACGGCAUCCUGGGCCAAGUCGGCAAGAUUGCUGCUGCUGAUAUUGACCAGUGGAAAAAGGGCUUCGACGUCAACUUUUUCAGCUUGGUCGCUUUCGCAAAAGCAGCUCUGCCAGCUCUCCGCCAGUCGAAAGGCAAAAUUAUCUUCACCUCCUCCGGUGCCGCGGUGUCCGGCUACCCGGGCUGGGGUUUGUACGGAGCAACUAAGGCCGCGAUGAACCACUUCACCAUGAGUCUGGGCAACGAAGAGCCCGAUGUCACUUCCGUGUCUAUCCGGCCUGGCAUGGUCGACACCGAAAUGCAGCGGGAGCUGCGCGAGGACCACGCGACCAAUCUGGAUGCCGAGAUGCACGCCAAAUUUUCGGGUGCCCACAAGGAUGGCAAGCUCGUCAAGCCGGAGCAGCCGGGUCAUGUUAUGGCCAAGCUGGUGCUGGACGCGCCCAAGGACCUCAGCGGCCGGUUCUUCUCAUGGAACGACAAGGAGCUGGAUGCUUUCCAGGAAUAG